UGUAGGUUCGUAUAAUAUUCCAGAUUUUUUCCCUCAUUGAUUACUAUAGUGAGCACAUGGACUUCACUAAUGCACACGAAGUGUGACUGAUCCGACUGACCUCCUAAGCCUCCAAAGAUGACAAGCUCAUCUGGUUCAUAAAAACUUCCGUAACCUUAUCAAUAAUUUCGUUAUCCACAAAGGCCUUGCGCAAUUGAUCGCAUUGUGCGUUGUCGAAGAAGAAGAAGAAGAAGCUAAUUUGGGAGAUCGAUCCCAAUCGCAUUUCGCAGGCACGCUUCCAUGGAUGGAUCCAAGUGGUGCGAUGCCAACUACGUGCCGCUCACGCCGCUGAGCUUCUUGGAGAGCACCGCGCUCGUGUACGGUGGCCGGACGGCCAUUGUCUGCGGCGACAGGCAGUUCUCGUGGCGCGAGACGCGAGAGCGGUGCCUCGCCGGGGCGUCCGCGCUCGCGCAUCUCGGCGUCGGCCGCCGUGACGUGGUAAGUCACCGGAGCUUGACGAGUUGCUGUCCUUUUCUUAUUCUUCUUCUUUCCUUUCCAUCUGCUGCUCCGUGUGCUGCGUGCCAGGUCGCGGUCAUCGCCUCGAACACGCCGGCGAUGUACGAGCUCCAUUUCAGCGUGCCCAUGACCAGCGGCGUCCUCUGCACGCUGAACACCCGGCACGACGCCGCCAUGGUGUCUGUCCUACUGAAACACUCGGACGCCAAGGUGUUCCUCGUCGAGACGCAGUUCCUCGCCGUCGCCCACGACGCACUGAGGCUCCUUGCUGACGCCAGUGCCAACCUUCCCCUCGUCAUCACCAUCUCGGACAUGGACGGCGGCGGCAUGGACUACGAAGCUCUUCUGCGGAGCGCGCCGCGCGGCUUCGAGAUCCGGUGGCCGGCCGACGAGCGCGACCCGAUAUCGCUGAACUACACGUCGGGGACGACGUCGAGGCCCAAGGGCGUCAUCUACAGCCACCGCGGCGCGUUCCUGAACACGCUGGCCACGUUACUCAUCAACGACGUAGUGACCAUGCCGGUGUACCUCUGGACCGUGCCCAUGUUCCACUGCAACGGCUGGUGCAUGGUGUGGGGCACCGCGGCGAAGGGAGGCACGAGCAUCUGCAUCGGGAGCGUGUCGCCCAAGGUCAUCUUCGAGAAGAUCGUGCGACACGGGGUGACCAACAUGGGCGGCGCGCCGACGGUGCUCAACAUGAUCGUGAACGCGCCGGCGUCGGAGCGGAAGCCGCUGCCGAGGAGGGUCAGAAUCUCGACGGGCGGCGCGCCGCCACCGCCGCAGGUCCUGGCCAAGAUGGACGAGCUGGGGUUCGAGGUCGUGCACGGGUACGGCCUCACGGAGACGUACGGGGCGGCGACGGUGUGCGCGUGGAAGCCCGAGUGGGACGCGCUGCCGCCCGCCGAGCGCGCCCGGAUCAAGGCGCUGCAGGGCGUCCCCCACAACAUGCUCCAUGAGAUCGCCAUCAAGGAUCCGGUCACCAUGGAGACCUUGCCCUCCGACGGGCGCGCCGUCGGCGAGGUCAUGCUCCGCGGGAACACGGUCAUGAGCGGGUACUUCAAGGACGCGGCCGCCACGGAGGAGGCCAUGCGCGGCGGGUGGCUGCGCACGGGCGACCUCGGCGUGCGGCACCCGGACGGGUACCUCCAGCUCAAGGACAGGUCCAAGGACAUCAUCAUAUCGGGCGGCGAGAACAUAAGCUCCAUCGAGGUGGAGUCGGUGCUGUUCGGGCACCCCGCGGUGCUCGACGCCGCGGUGGUCGCGAGGCCGGACGACCACUGGGGCGAGACGCCGUGCGCGUUCGUCACGCUCAAGGACGGGGCGAGAGCCACCGCGGAGGACAUCAUCGAGUUCUGCCGGGCACGGCUGCCGCGCUUCAUGGCGCCGCGGACGGUGGUGUUCAGCGACCUCCCCAAGACUUCGACCGGGAAGACGCAGAAAUAUCUGCUCCGGGAGAAGGCGAGGGGCAUGGGAAGCUUGCGAAAGCCAGACAGAAGCAGACUCUAGCUGACUUUGCUGCUGGGAAUAUAGCUCAUUCCUGAGAGUGUGCUGAUGUGAUGGUUUAGCUUGCUCAAUUCUGCUGAUGUAAUUUCAGAAUGGUGUGCCAUUAUGGAUCA
Molecule: messenger RNA, 2111 nt
Organism: Setaria italica (foxtail millet)
Lineage: Eukaryota; Viridiplantae; Streptophyta; Magnoliopsida; Poales; Poaceae
Product: probable acyl-activating enzyme 1, peroxisomal
Exons: 2
Coding region: 280-2001 (573 amino acids)
Source: RefSeq, a predicted model, not a curated record